GCCUUCCGUAUCGUGUGCUUAAGAGUCCAGACUACUGACACCGCGGGCAGCUUAACAUCAAUAUAAUGCAAUGCCCGCGUGGGAAAAGUGCGGGCAAAAAGUGUACUGCUCAUGAUUGGUAAUGUAUAUAUAUGUAUGUAUAAUAUAAACUUAGAUAUAACAGAAGAACCGAUUUAAUUUUGAAUUAAAGCAACUAUUUAACUGCCAAGUAGGAAAAAUAUUAAUUUAAAAAAAAAUGUUAGUUGAAAAUAAACAAGUGAAUCUGUUUCCUUGUUAUAUCAAAUAAAAUGUUGCAAAUGAUUUUAAAUUAUGUAAAAAUAAAGUUUAGAACUAGGAUCACAAGGUGCAUAUUUGUGUGUAAAUCUGGAUUAUUUGAGUACAUCUGUUUCCUUGCAAUAUGAAAUAGAAUGUUGAAGAUGAUUUUAAAAUAUGUAUAUGUUAUAAUUUUUAGACCUAAGACCGCAUGUUUGGGUUGUUUGAUUUCAGUGGAUGGGAAUUGGACAGAAUGGAGUGAGUGGUCAAAUUGUUCAGUUCAUUGCGAAGGUGGCAGUAUUACUCGAGAACGCUUCUGUACAAAUCCUGCUCCUGCAGCAAAUGGCAAAAAUUGUGAGGGAAAUGCUACAGAGAUUGUUUUUGGAUGUAACCCAGAGAAAUGUGGUGUGGAUGGAGGAUGGAGUACAUGGUCGCAGUGGUAUCUUCCAUGCUCAAAAACUUGUGGUGGUGGAAUAAUCUACCGCAAUCGUACAUGCGAUAAUCCUGUGCGGACAUAUGGGGGGUUAGAUUGCAGCGGUAAUUCUGUGAGUAGCAAAGCAUGCAACACUGAAGACUGUGCAGGUUAGUCAACAGCUGGCAUCUGCAUGCCACAGUGGCGGAUCAAGGAAUUUAGAAUAGGGGGCCCAAGCCAAAUUUUCAUAUACAUAUAAAAAAAAAAAGCGAUCAUCUAAUUAUCGUGCGUCAUGAAUAUUAAUAAGCUAAGCCAAUAUUUCGGAGACGCGUCCGAACGAGAUUGUGCCGUUUAACGUGUUUGCUAUUGUUGGUGAUCCGCUAGUAGCGGAUCACCUCUUGUUAUUGUCAGGAUCAUCUUUUUUUUCUUAUUCUUCUUUCUUUCUCCCCUUUUCGGUUCGCACGAUAUCUCAAAAAAUGCC
Anneissia japonica is the source of this 1145-nucleotide messenger RNA. Its product is annotated as thrombospondin-1-like. The transcript has 2 exons. The coding region runs from base 408 to 839 and encodes 143 amino acids. NCBI's taxonomy places the organism in Eukaryota, Metazoa, Echinodermata, Crinoidea, Comatulida, Comatulidae. The record is from RefSeq and is a predicted model, not a curated record.